This is a messenger RNA of Effrenium voratum, 243 nucleotides long. The record is from the annotation of a GenBank genome assembly. NCBI's taxonomy places the organism in Eukaryota, Dinophyceae, Suessiales, Symbiodiniaceae.
AUGUGCAGGUACGAGGCCCGGCUCGAGGAGUUGCUCCAGGCAAGGGAUCGCUUUCUCAAGCCCGAUGGCCUCAUGUUCCCGGACCGCGCGAAGCUGUUCGUGUCGCUGAUGGAGGACCCUGACUACAAGAGGAGCCACUACGAGUACUUCGGAGACGUGUGGGGCUUCGACUUCAGCGCCAUGAAAGAGGCUGCGAUGUCGGAGCCGGUGGUGCAGGAGGUGAAUGAGUCCCAUACGAAGUGA